AAAUUCAUAGCAGUGGGCCGCUGUUUAUAUCUGCUUUUUUCCCUGCCUUAACCCUAAAUUUUAAUCUAACCCCUGACCUUGGCUUUAUCGCUAGCUAUAAAGGCUCAAGCUUUUCGCUGAGUAGCGCAAUAGUUGGAUUAUUCGAGAACCAGAUAGCUGCAUCUAUGAGGCUGUGGAUUCAUUGUGACAUUCAUACAGGCGAAACAAGAUUAAGCUGCCUAACUGCGAUCAGGUCGCUCGAGUAUUAAUGAAACGACUUAGCGGCUUUAUUUAUACAUGUACCCUGUCCUUGCUUCCGCUUGGUUGGAGAAAAAAAGACACUCCUCACAUUGUAUGUGUGGCAACAACAUGUCUGUACCCCUGCUCUCUGAAGCCGUCACGGUGCCUGCGACGGAGAAGGAAACGGCUGUGGUGAUCUUUCUUCAUGGCUUGGGUGACACAGGACACGGCUGGGCUGAUGCCAUGACGUCUAUUCGACUGCCAUACAUCAAAUACAUCUGCCCACACGCACCCCGAAUCCCUGUAACACUCAACAUGAAAAUAAAAAUCCACUCAAUUUGGUUUGAUCUGAUAGGCUUAAGCCCAGAGUCACCGGAGGAUGAAGCAGGGAUUAAGAGAGCAGCAGAGAACAUAAAGGCCAUCAUCGAUCUCGAGGUAAAGAAUGGUAUACCAUCCAGUCGUAUCAUUCUUGGUGGCUUCUCUCAGGGUGGAGCUCUCUCUCUCUACACCGCUCUGACCUCUCAGCAGCAGCUAGCGGGUGUUGUUGGACUUAGUUGUUGGCUUCCACUUCACAAGACUUUCCCACAGGCUGCAAGUGGGAGUGGAAACAAGGACACUCCCAUUCUGCAGUGUCAUGGCGAGAUGGAUCCCAUGAUCCCAGUGCAAUUCGGGGCCAUGACAGCAGAGAAGCUCAAGACCAUAAUGUCUCCACAGAAUGUCACCUUCCGCACCUACCCGGGUCUCAUGCAUAGCUCCUGUCCACAGGAGAUGUCUGCUGUGAAGGAAUUCAUUGAAAAGCAGUUGCCCCGAGUCUGACCUCAUUCUAGCUCACUGUGACCCUUAGACACUGACCUCUCACCUCCGACCUGCCAUUCUCCCACAGGAAACAGCCAUGAUCCCCUACAACACAGAAGGACAUACAUGCACAUGCACAUUCAGUUGUACAUACUGUGAACAUGCAACACAUGCAUACCAUGUCAUCUCACACCUUUCUUUGUAAUUUCAUACAUUAGUGGACAUUCAUUAAAAGGGUGAUAUUAUAAGUGGCAUCCGUACAUAGAAUAAUAUUCCAUGAAAGCCUUUUGGGCUUUUCUUUAAGGGAGACUCAUUAACUUUCAUUAUACAUUCCUGUACGCGUUACAUCUUGAACCAUUAUCCAGUAUCUCUCUCCCCUACUCUUCUGUCUCUUUUUUUUACAUAAGCAAGGUGGUAAAGAUAACAUUUUGCUACACAGCUCUGUAACAGAUUUCGGGAGAGUUCAGAUUCUGCAAAUCUGUGGUGGUGGUGGAAGCUAGUGAGAGCCUGGUGCCGCCUGGAGUGACUCGCGUCAUGCUGCUCUGCAUGCUGUCCCACGGUGCAUGCCUGCGGUGGGGCUUUAUUGGGAUACUGCAAAUCAUACUUGUGCUGAAAUAUCUUUUGUUUUUAACUAGAAAUAUGAGAAAGGCAAUUGAAAAUGGCUCAAAUAAACUACGCAAAUGAA
This is a messenger RNA of Cyprinus carpio (common carp), 1699 nucleotides long. Its product is annotated as acyl-protein thioesterase 2-like. The coding region runs from base 277 to 1035 and encodes 252 amino acids. Gene Ontology annotation, cellular component: cytoplasm. The transcript has 10 exons. Gene Ontology annotation, molecular function: carboxylic ester hydrolase activity; palmitoyl-(protein) hydrolase activity. Gene Ontology annotation, biological process: protein depalmitoylation. NCBI's taxonomy places the organism in Eukaryota, Metazoa, Chordata, Actinopteri, Cypriniformes, Cyprinidae. The record is from RefSeq and is a predicted model, not a curated record.